AUGUUUGCAUCAUUAAAUGGUCAUCUUGAAGUCGUUAAAUAUCUUAUUUCUGUUGGAGCUUACAAAGAAGUAAAGGCAAAAGACGGAUCUACUCCACUCAUUUGUGCAUCAGAAGCAGGUCAUCUUGAAGUUGUUAAAUAUCUUAUCUCAGUUGGAGCUGAUAAAGAUGCAAAGACAAAUGAUGGAAAGACUCCGCUCUCAUUUGCGAAAAAUGAAGUAAGAGAUUAUCUAUUAUCUAUUGGAGCCAAGUAA
Molecule: messenger RNA, 252 nt
Organism: Trichomonas vaginalis G3
Lineage: Eukaryota; Parabasalia; Trichomonadida; Trichomonadidae
Product: ankyrin repeat protein family
Exons: 1
Coding region: 1-252 (83 amino acids)
Molecular function (GO): protein binding
Source: RefSeq, a predicted model, not a curated record